Molecule: messenger RNA, 489 nt
Organism: Rhinichthys klamathensis goyatoka
Lineage: Eukaryota; Metazoa; Chordata; Actinopteri; Cypriniformes; Leuciscidae
Gene: rbp1.2
Product: retinol binding protein 1, cellular, tandem duplicate 2
Exons: 4
Coding region: 12-449 (145 amino acids)
Biological process (GO): fatty acid transport
Cellular component (GO): cytosol; nucleus
Molecular function (GO): fatty acid binding
Source: RefSeq, a predicted model, not a curated record
AAGCAGCAAAGAUGUCUCCUGUGGACAUGAAUGGAUACUGGAAAAUGACAAGUAAUGAAAACUUUGAUGAAUACAUGGAAGUGCUAGAUGUGAAUCUUGUCAUCAGAAAAAUUGCCAGCUAUCUCAUCUUUGAUAAGGAGAUUGUUCAGAAUGGUGAUCAUUUUAAUAUUAAGACUCUCACCACCUUUAGGAACUACCAUAUGGAGUUUGAUGUUGGGAAGGAGUUUGAGGAGGAUUUGGUUGGGGUAGAUGACAGGAAAUGUAUGACCACGGUAAACUGGGAGGGAGACAAACUGGUGUGUGUGCAGAAAGGAGAAAAGGAAGGAAGGGGCUGGACACAGUGGGUGAAAGGGGAUGAGUUACAUGUGGAAAUGCGAGUCUGUGGAGUGGUGUGUAAACAGGUUUUUAAGAAACAAGUUCUCAACGGAUAUGCCUUGAACCACAAGUAAUCUACUGUGAAUAAAAGUGAAAGUUCCUGCCUAUUAAUAA